AGGUGACACGUCUCACGUCAACAAAUCGUCAGAGAGCGUAAUCGAGCAGCAAGCACCAAGCACCACCUAACCGCAGCCCGAGACACGCCGCCUCGCCUACUCGUCCAGCCCAACAAGGCCUAUCACCAAUUCACAGCGCAAAGACCACCAUGCAGCCGCUCCUGGACGACGAGCUGAUCAUGGUGCUGCAGAACGUGGACGUGGCCGACCUGUUAACCUGCCGCCUCGUGUGCAAACGGCUCGGAGGACUGGCCCUGCACCCGGACGUUUGGCGGCACCGGCGCCUGCGCUGCUCGUUGGACCCCUUGCACGCGCCGACGCUGCGCCUGGCGCCGUGCCUGGGAGAAGCGAUGCUCGUGCUGAGGGAUGGGAGUCCUACUCCGCUGUACACCGAGACCGAGUGCGCCAUGGCUGGCUUGCGUGUCUUUAUGAGCGGGGACGGCAAAGAGGUGCUCGCAAAGGCCCUGCUUGUGGUCCGCAACCAGCUCGCGCUCGGGCGGCUCCGCAGUGUGUCCUUGGUUCUUGAUUUCGAGGAAGUUGUAGAUGUCCACGAGCUGUUCGAUCUGCUGGCGUCCACGUGCGAACUAGAGGAAAUCGAGAUUACGAUUAGGUGUGUAAUGACCGCAAGAUGGGAGCCCAACUCGCUGGCACCCCCACCCAGGCCGUCCCUGAAGCGGCUUCACUGUAUACGCCCAGAUACUCACCCCUUCAACCUCUUCAUGCUGAAAGCUCACGCCGCCACUCUUGAGGAGUUCCACUUCUCGCCUUGGGGGGAGUGGCUGCCUCUGCCCAGCAUGCCCAACCUCCGCGAGCUCGAGGCUUGCGCGUUCUCCGGGAUGGCUGCCUUGGCGACGUGCACGAAGCUGCGGAAGGCCGUCCUGAACGUGUUCUGGACAGACCCCUGCGGCAAGGACGCCGAAGAGUUCCUGCGCCGCGCGCAUCAGCUACAAUCAGUCUCCCUACACUACACGAUAAGAGAGCGAGGCGACGCCCUGGACCUGGUCCUCGCCCUGGCUGGGCGCCCCGGCCAGUCCCGCUUGGAGAGGCUAGAGAUCCACGACGAGCACACCGAAUGCGCGGACUACCCUCACCUGCCGCCGCUGCUCGCCGCCCUGCCGUCGCUGACGGCCCUGCGCCACCUGGAGCUGAAUGCCGUGGUCGAGGGGCUGGCCGGGUCCAUCACCCCCGCGACGGCCCCGGCGCUGCGCACCCUCAGGCUCACCCCGGUCGCGGGGUGGAAGGGCGUGUGCGCCCACGCCCACCUCCACAAGCGCUCCGUCCAGACCCUCAUGGCGGACAACCCCUUGGUGGUGCUGCUCAUGCGCGCGCGCCACUUCUGCUUGCCUGAGAAGUACCCGUGCACGACAUGCGCCCUCGGCUGCCAUCAGGAUAUGUGCGCCGCGCAAAAGCGACUGGCGGACAACAGUCGUUGCUCUUGGGUCAACAUGAAUCAGUUUAACAUCCCUCCUAAUGAUUCACCCCCCAAUUAAUUUCUAGUAUUGAUGAUGAUUGCUAUUCUCUUCUGCCUGCUUACCUUAUCGGACGGAUCAGCGUUAUGUACUCGUUUCACACGAUUAUUGUUACCAUAGACGCCCCCAAUAAUUACUGACGCCAAUAAUAAUUCGCCUUUUAGUGUUCAUUCCAUUAAUAAAAGUUUCUUAAUU
This is a messenger RNA of Frankliniella occidentalis (western flower thrips), 1664 nucleotides long. RefSeq lists its product as uncharacterized. The record is from RefSeq and is a predicted model, not a curated record. Lineage: Eukaryota; Metazoa; Arthropoda; Insecta; Thysanoptera; Thripidae. The coding region runs from base 150 to 1490 and encodes 446 amino acids. Gene Ontology annotation, molecular function: protein binding. The transcript is spliced from 2 exons.